Talaromyces rugulosus is the source of this 1047-nucleotide messenger RNA. RefSeq lists its product as uncharacterized. The transcript is spliced from 2 exons. Lineage: Eukaryota; Fungi; Ascomycota; Eurotiomycetes; Eurotiales; Trichocomaceae. The coding region runs from base 1 to 1047 and encodes 348 amino acids. The record is from RefSeq and is a predicted model, not a curated record.
AUGGAUCUAGGUAUAAGCAAGGUGCCGUUCAGACUCAAAGACUGGGUUGUUGACAAAGUCCCACCCGAAAGUCUGAAAGAGCAACAAACCAUGCAUUUUAUUCAGCUUCAGAGGUUUCGAGACCUCGUAACUACCCGACUAUAUUCACCUAGCGACCAGGAUAAAGACGAAGAUAGACAUGGAUUCAUUAUGGACAUGGCCCAUCGUCUAGAAAAUUGGAAAAUGCGAGCACAACAACUGGCAGCCGCAGAUAUACAUACGGCUAACUUGUGGGAAUUAUGGCAUUCCGGUACGACUUUGCGUCUACUUAGGCCACUACUACAGCAGCAUCCUGUCGUCUCAAAUAACCUUCAACGCUGUUACUCAUUGUCUACAGAAACAAUCGAUAUUUCGUUUACACAGUUGUUUAUUCGACGGCAUACCCCGGUUACUUACUCGUGGAAAGAUAUCUGCGACAUAAUCCUAGCCGGCGUGACAUUUUUAUAUGUAAUAUCCACAUCGAAAGAAGUCAUUGAAGAUGAUGCGUCUUUUUUGGGCAGAAGAUUUGCGAAAUUCACGGCAAUUUUAAAAACUGCUCUUCAAAAUUGGCCAAAUGCAGCUCGAGCACAAUCGCUGCUAGUAAGCCUGACAAAGCACACUAUGGAUAAUAUACAUUCACGCGGAGCAGAUGACCAAGGAGAGCAACAAAGACUUUCAAAAAGACCAAGGAUAACUCCAGACACAAAUGAAGCAUCGAAUCUGCCUUGUCCUGACGGCGAUGACGGUAUUGAUCUACCGGUUCCUAGGGCGAAAGUGCGGCGUGGCCUUGCGCAUCGUGAUUCGGAAUCAGAAGUGCAGAGCAAUGCUAGUAAGGACGGUUUGGAAGACUCGUUUUUUACGCACGAGUUUGUAGAACGGCACCGUGUCAGGAUUAUGUCUACAAUACUGGGGCUAAACCCGCCUCAAAUUGAAGGAGAGCAUGGCAUGGGCACUUCAUGUGAUGGAAUGAAUGAUUAUAUGUCGUUUCUGGAAUUUGUGGAUGUUCUCCAUUGUGGUGCAGUCCCGUAG